Coregonus clupeaformis (lake whitefish) is the source of this 3019-nucleotide messenger RNA. Its product is annotated as DNA replication licensing factor mcm7-like. The coding region runs from base 391 to 2550 and encodes 719 amino acids. NCBI's taxonomy places the organism in Eukaryota, Metazoa, Chordata, Actinopteri, Salmoniformes, Salmonidae. The record is from RefSeq and is a predicted model, not a curated record. Gene Ontology annotation, molecular function: single-stranded DNA helicase activity; single-stranded DNA binding; ATP hydrolysis activity. Gene Ontology annotation, biological process: DNA strand elongation involved in DNA replication; double-strand break repair via break-induced replication; DNA replication. The transcript is spliced from 15 exons. Gene Ontology annotation, cellular component: MCM complex; nucleus.
UUAGCAAUCCACACGCAUUUUCGCCAUAUGCUUCUCAUCCGCGGGAGAUGGCUAUUCUUUGUUGCAGGCAGCUGCAGUAUGGGCGUGAUGUUUGUCCGGUCCUAGCUAUCUAGGUAAUAUAUUUAGUUUGCUGCUAAAUAGUGUAUCUAUUGUUGGUCUAAAGUCCAGUGUAACUUUACAGUGAAUUCGGCAAAUCAACAAACUGGUCCUGAAACCGAGUCAUGCUUUGAAGCCAUAGCUAACGCAAUCCCCCAGUUUAGUUGGGACUAUUUUACGACCGAGGGAAAGCGGCGGAUUGCUCGUAGUGACCAGGCUAAAAGCCAUGUGCUGUUCUGUUUACAAAAUUAUUGCGAAUACAGAAUGUUGAAGAGGUUGUGAUUUUGGGCUCGAAUGAAAAAGAAAUGCAAGAAGUUCCUUCAAGAGUUUUACAGUGAGGAUGACAAUGGAAAGAAGGUGUUCAAAUAUGGAGCUCAGCUUGUUGCCCUGUCCCACAGGGAGCAGGUGGCUUUGCAGGUGGACCUGGAUGAUGUGGCCGAGGAGGACCCCGAGUUGGUGGAGAGCAUCUGUGAGAAUGCCAAGCGCUACAUGGGCCUGUUCGCCAAUGCGGUCCACGAGCUUCUGCCAGAGUACCGCGAGAGAGAGGUGGUGGCCAAGGAUUCCCUGGAUGUGUACAUUGAGCAUAGGCUGAUGAUGGAGCAGAGAGGUCACGACACCGCAGACACGAGGGACCCUCGCAACCAGUACCCAGCAGAGCUCAUGAGGAGAUUCGAGCUGUACUUCAAACCGCCCAGCACUGCCAAACCCAAAGUGGUCCGUGAUGUCCGAGCAGACAGCAUUGGUCAGUUGGUGACAGUUAGGGGCAUUGUCACCCGUGCCACUGAGGUCAAACCCAUGAUGGCAGUCGCCACUUACACCUGUGACCAGUGUGGCGCAGAGACAUACCAGCCGAUCCAAUCCCCCACCUUCAUGCCCCUCAUCAUGUGUCCCAGUCAAGAGUGUGUCACCAACAAGUCCGGCGGCCGGCUCUACCUGCAGAGCCGAGGCUCAAAGUUUGUCAAGUUCCAGGAGCUGCGCAUACAGGAACACAGUGACCAGGUUCCUGUGGGGAACAUCCCCAGGAGCAUGACCAUCUACGCCCGCGGGGAGAACACGCGCGUGGCCCAACCCGGAGACCAUGUGGCUAUUGCUGGUGUCUUCCUCCCUUUGCUGCGCACUGGCUUCAGACAGGCUGUCCAGGGUCUGCUUUCAGAAACGUACCUGGAGUCCCACAGCAUCACACUGAUGAACAAGACCGAGGAUGACGAGCUGGGCACAGCAGAGCUGAGCGAGGAAGAGCUGCGCCAGAUCACAGAGGAAGAUUUCUACGAGAAGCUUGCGGGCUCUAUCGCCCCUGAGAUUUUUGGCCAUGAAGAUGUAAAGAAGGCUCUCCUGCUGCUGUUGGUUGGAGGAGUGCAGCAGGCCCCCAAAGGCAUGAAGAUCAGAGGCAACAUAAAUAUCUGUCUGAUGGGAGACCCAGGAGUAGCCAAGUCCCAGCUGCUGUCUUACAUCGACCGCCUGGCUGCUCGCAGCCAGUAUACAACGGGCAGAGGAUCCUCUGGCGUGGGACUGACGGCAGCUGUGAUGCGUGACCCCCUCACCGGGGAGAUGACCCUGGAGGGCGGAGCCCUGGUUCUGGCCGACCAGGGUGUCUGCUGUAUUGACGAGUUUGACAAGAUGGCCGACGCCGACCGCACAGCCAUCCACGAGGUGAUGGAGCAGCAGACCAUCUCCAUCGCCAAGGCGGGAAUCAUGACCUCCCUCAACGCCCGCUGCUCCAUCCUGGCGGCCGCUAACCCUGCUUACGGCCGCUACAACCCGCGCAAGACCAUUGAGCAGAACAUCCAGCUGCCGGCCGCCCUGCUCUCCCGUUUUGACCUGCUUUGGCUCAUCCAGGACAAGCCUGACACGGAGGCCGAUCUCCGACUGGCCCAGCACAUCACCUAUGUUCACCAGCACUGCCACCAGCCACCCACUCACUUUACCCCCAUCGAUAUGAAGCUCAUGAGGCGUUACAUCUCCCUGUGUACGAGGCGACAGCCCGUCAUCCCAGAGGCACUGGCUGAUUACAUCACGGCGGCCUACGUGGAGAUGAGGAAGGAGGCGCGUGUCAGCAAGGACUGCACCUUCACCUCCGCCCGUACACUCCUGUCUAUCCUCCGCCUAUCCACCGCCCUGGCCCGUCUGCGGCUGGUGGACGUGGUGGAGAAAGAGGACGUGAACGAGGCGAUGAGGCUCAUGGAAAUGUCCAAGGACUCCCUGCAGGCUGACAAGUCCAGCACCACCAGAGCCCAGCGGCCGGCGGACGUGAUCUUCUCCCUGCUGCGUGAGCUGGCCACGGAGGGUGUGAAGGGUCGUGGUGGGUCUUGGGGUCUGGUGCGCAUGGCGGAGGCCGAACAGCGGUGCGUUUCCCGUGGCUUCACCCCUGCCCAGUUCCAGGAGGCCCUGGACGAGUAUGAAGAGCUCAAUGUGUGGCAGGUCAACCAGGCCCGCACCCGCAUCACCUUCAUCUAAAGAGCUCUUUCACAGCCACAAGCCUCUUACACAAAACCAGGGAAUGGCUUGGCCUGUGAAGAGAUGGCUAAUGGGCUACUGACUACAAUGGGACCCCCUUAGUGCGUCCUCAUCUACACCAUCAUGACAGAAUUAAAUGCAAACAUGCAUAGUGGUUUUGCAACAGCGAAACGUUGCUAACUGUGGGGGUUUUGCUUACUUGGCUAUCAAGUGCUUUUUAAAAAUAUUAGAUGGCUGUUGUCAAAUAAAACUCUUUGUAAAUACAUUAUGUUCAUAAGCAAUCUGUUUGACUCUUUCAACCUCUUUUGUAUGAAGUAUACUAUAUAUAUGAAGUUUCUCUGACAUUUUGAGCUUCUGUGUUACAGAAGUUAAAGUAAUUUAAGACCAGCUAUAAGGGCAUUAAUGGACAAUACUUUGAAUGCUUCUACAUUAUGAAUGUUGGUGUUAAUAAAUGAAUGGCUUAACUUGU